Molecule: messenger RNA, 9471 nt
Organism: Phlebotomus papatasi
Lineage: Eukaryota; Metazoa; Arthropoda; Insecta; Diptera; Psychodidae
Exons: 3
Coding region: 362-1645 (427 amino acids)
Source: RefSeq, a predicted model, not a curated record
AGAGACACUCCGUGAGAAUUUUGCCUGGAACACAUUCCCAGUGCAAUCCCGUUCUCUAAAUAAGUUUUUUUUUGGUUCACAGCAGCAUUCAUUGAGUGAAAAAUCAACCCUACCCCCGUAGAGAGUGAUAAUACCUAAAAGACAACGGAACUUGUGCUGUGUCUAAGAUAUUGAUUUAAUUGAGUGUUACUGGAGUGCAUGACGUUAAAGUAGAAGAGAAUAUUGCCAAAAAAAAAACGGACUCAUUAACAGCCUAUAACAUUGUAACGGUCUUACAUAGUGAUUUUACAUUUGGAUUAUAUACUGGAGGUGCCUCUAUCAACAGAUCUAACCAAAGAUAUCGAUUCAUAGGAGCCUAACAAUGAAUCGAAUCACAGUUGGAUUUAGUGUACUGGCGAUGCUCCUCCUAACUGAGGCAUACCCAAUUUUUGGUACAAAGCGCUACCAUCGCGCCAGUAGUAUCCCAUUGCAAUUGAGUCCUAUACCUAUUUAUACAGCUGUGCCACAGUACUAUGACUACAGUCCCUAUGAAGCCCAGUACCAAGCAUAUGGGCUACCGAUUUACCAUGGAGAAUACAAACCAACACAGUACUACUAUGCCCAAGGUCCGAGUUAUAGCUACUAUGAUGACCGUGGAGAAGAAUCUGGGAAUCCCAUGGACCAUCUCCAUGAGGAGAUGCUCCAGGAAGAAGAGAGAGAUCGCUUUCAUGAGAAUAGUUUGCCUAUUGGCCAGGAGACUUGGUAUGCCGAACCAGCUGCCAGACAAGACUCCCUCGCAAAUGCCAAUGCUGCCUUUCUCAGGAAUCUCAUAGCCUACAAUCAGCAAUUGAACGCAGCAUCACCAGAUCAGAAUGACGAGGGGGAAUUUGAGGAGUACAGUGACUUUAGCGAUGCUGGUGGGUACUUUGACUCACCACAAAUGGACACUUACAACUAUAAUCCCUAUGAAGGAAAUCAGAGACUCAAUGGCAAUAUGCGAGAGGAUGAUGAUGACGAUGUGCAAGAAUUGAAGCAUCUGGCAUAUGAGAAGGAACAUCAGAAUCCUCAUGCUUCUAUCCACAAAACCCUGCCGAGUUUACCCAAACACCAACCAGUUGCCCAAGAUUCCUGGCACCAGGGUAAUGAAGCAUCUUUCCAUCAAUACGACUCAGAUCCCGAAUAUGAGGAUGAGUGGAUAAAUUGGGACAGCAAGAGGAGUGUAUUGCCAGUGAAGGAGGUGGGACCUAUUGUGGCGUUUAGUGAUCGAAAACCAUUAAAUCUAGUGACUAAACAUAAGCAAGAAGUAGUCACAGUGGCCCCAGCUGUGACGCCCAAAGAGGUCAAAGGAAGUGGACAGAAGGAAGUAGUUCUUCCACGACCAGCAACACCAGUUCAUCAGCCUUUCACGGCAUCUGCUAUGAAAUUUCUGAAGCAGCAGAGUGAUGCUGCACCCAAGGAGGAGCCCAAGGAUGCCCAGAAGAGAACUCCAGGCAAGGGAAAACAGUCAGUCUAUGACACCAUCAAGCAUCUCAUAGCCAUGGAACACAGUCUAGAAGAGAAUGCUCAGAAAGAGCAGCAACAGUUGAAUCGGUUGAAAAAGCGAUUUGUCACAAAUGAGGAGAGCCUGGCGCAACAGUUGGAUGGCCUGAAGAGAAUGGCAGUGUAAGAAAAUCAACCACCCUUCAACAACAAAAUAAUAAUAAUACCUAUUAACUACCCUCAACCCUGAGUUCCGGUAACACAACAACCACCUUCAAUAGAGGUAAAACAGCCACAUAUUUCCAUUUUUCCAAAAAAACAACUAUACCAUUAACCUGAAGUUAGCUGACAAGGUAGGACCUAUAAAUAAAGGAAUCUAAUUUCCCCAAACCACCCCCUCUAGACUAUCUAAACAACACUUUGUUCAACAUAGAGAAGAUCUUUUGACUUAAGACUGAUUAUUUUUAAAAAGAAAAAAAACUGAUGGAAGAUUUAAGAAAACGAAUUAUUGAAAAUAAAAACAACUAAUAAAAAAAAAGAAUUCUAUGAAUGUUGAAGUGCGAAAAUAGCUAAAUUUUUCAAGUCUUUUGUGCGAAAACAAUUAUGCCAGUCUCUCAAAACUUGUCGAAUUCGGUUAAACUCUGUCCAUUGCCCUCCCUAAAAACGAAUGGAGUCCUCUUUUUCUACGUACACUUAUAUAACACGAGCUUUAAAGAUAAUAAUCUAACAAGAAUAAAAUCUAAUGUUAGGAGUGAAUUGCAUUUUGAUUUCAGAAAGCAUUUCCAUCAUUGCAAAAUAGCAGAUGGUUGACUUGAAGAUGUGAUUACCAUGGUGGCCAGUGCUUCCAUGGAAUUGCACAUUCUUAUAUUUUCUUAGGAUUUGACAAAGACAUGGUUAUAUGAUGUGAGGUUAUCUAACUAAACAAAAUAUAGUAAAUAUUUUUAGGAAUAUAAAUUAUAAGGAAAAUUAUGAAAGACCCUUCCAAAGGCAGCUAGAGUUUCCUUGAAUAAAAUUAAAUAAAAAAAUAAUAAAUACUUAUGAAGGACUAUUGAUAUAAUGAUAAAUUUAAAAACAAAAACAUUUGUAUAUAGAACAAGAGAAAAUGUGCAUUGAUAUACCAGAAAAAAAAUAUAAACUUGCUUUAAUUAUAAAAGAAAUUACAGCAUAACCAUUAAGUCCAGUAAUAAAAGCAUAAAUAAUAAAAUAUGCAUUUUCGUCUAAAAUAACAGAUUCUUUGAAAUAAAUCGCGUAAUAUAUUUCAAGUGUCUAGCAUUGCAAAUGUUUUAUUUUUUUUUUCCUUUCUCAAUGGCAUUUAUGGACAAUUUUAUUUUUCACCAUGUGGCUUUGAGGUCACAUGUUUAUCCUAAUUAUGCGGCAUUAUUCCUGUUGAACUAAACAAAGAUAUUGAAACAUCAACUAAAAGAGAAAAAAGGACUGUGUACAUUGAUAAUAGCAACUAGUCUUGUAAAAUAUUCUAUUCUCAAGCACACUUCACCGUAUCAAUAACCAAAUCUCUCACUAAUUGAAUAAUAAUUUUUGUUUGAUCCAAAAAUUAAGAAGAUCUUCGUAAAGUCAUAAGGUUAAGGCAAUGUUUACAAUUAAAAAGUUCAAAUUUAUAAUAUAUUUAAGUUCUAAUAUGGUCUUUGAUUGGAUAAACCCUAAAGCGGUCUUCAGACUAGAGGUUUAGCUCAGUUCUCGAAGGUAUCAAAAUCCUAAAUACAAAGCAAUUUUAUUGCUUUUUGAGAACCUAAUAGGUCAGUUAUCUUUAAUAAUCCAAUCCCAAAUUAAAGUUUUCCAAAAAAAUUAUGAUUGAUAAGAAAUCAGAGUAAUUAUGUCAUAUGGCUAAGCCUUAGGUCAGAAGCCCGUAUAAGAAAUUAAAGCUAUAGACGGUCAGAAACGCGAUAGAACUGAAAUAUUUUAUUCUUUUAUUGGAUUAAACAUUAAUUUACUUCUAAAAAUUAAACUACAGGAAUACCCAAUAGAAGAUCAGAAAAAAUCUCCUUAUCCAGGAAAAAGUACCCAGUUUUUAAAAUAUAUUUCUUGAAAAACAUAGGAAAAGUGUUCUCGUUAUGAAGUUUGGGAUCAUACGAAGCAUCGGCCCUUUCCCUUACUCUGAGAUAAAAAUUUUGAUUUUCUAUGCAGACACUUCCGGUAAUCGCCAGUGGAAAUUUAUUUCACCUCAAGAAGAAAAACAAAUUUUCUGUCUUGCCCAGAGCUUUCGGUCCGGAUGUGGACCUUCUUCAGUGAUCGACUAGACUAUGUUUUUUGAUUUCCUGAAGUUCGUUAUUUUUCAGGAAAUCAAAAACAUAGUCUAGUCGACCACUGAAUAAGGUCCACAUCCGGAUUGAAAGCUCUGGGCAAGACAGAAAAUUUGUUUUUCUUCUUGAGGUGAAAUAAAUUUCUACUGGCGAUUACCGGAAGUGUCCCCAUAGAAUAUCCAUCACGCCAGCUCAUUAUCCAACAAUAAAUGACCUCAGAGUAAUACUACGGAGAGGACGUUUGAAUAAAACAAGCUGUGCUAGUUCUCUUUUAAAAUAUUUUUUCUCAAAUUGAAUAAAACACACUUUUAUAACGAAUGCAAUCACUUCACGCUUUUUUUAUUGACAGCUCGUUAUCAAAUUGAUGUCCAUUUGGGGCCCAGCAAAAAUUCGAAAAAGAUAUUCUCUUCCUUUUGUGGAAAAAAAAUUUAUCGCGGUCCCCGGUGGAUGGACUGGACAUCUAAAAAGAAAGUUCAUGGUAUACUCACUAAAUGAAGCCUUCAGAUUCCAGAUUUACACUGGUCAUGGAAAUUUUUUUUUCACUCCCUAGCACUGUACAUUAUCACUAAACAGUAUUCACCCCAGUUCUUGGCCAAAAAGGUCAUCCUGGCCUUAAGAACUGUUAACCAAAUUUUAUUUGCAUUCUGGAAAGCAAAUAAAAACACAUACAUUAAGGAAACUUGAUUACAGUGCCCGCUUUUAUUCGGAUAAUUGGGAGACAAUUAUCAAUUAUCACAUUUCUAAAAAACAUCCUUUUGAAAAAAUUUGUACCAAAUUUGCUUGUCUGCUUUUUUUCACAAAAAGUUUUUUUGAAAACUUUUUUUUCACAGUAGGGAGAACGUUUUUAAUUGGCUCAUACUUUUAUUGCUCAAUCAUCAAGGAGUCAGUAAUAAACAAUUUUCAGUUCUAAAAAAAAAUCUUUAAAAAAUCAAAAAUUUUCUUUUUUAAUGGGCCAUUAAAAAAUUGCUUAUUAGCAAAAAAUUCUUAAGAACUGGCCAAGAAGACAUAAAACGUGUUAAGAUGUUUACAAGCUUUUCCCAUCAGAAACAAAAUUUUCAACUUACUUUUAAAUGGUUAAUAAAUGAUAGUUAGAUGAUUUUAUAAUUUUCAAAAUGGCUGUGCUAAUGAAUAGUUGAAAGUUUUUUAAAAGCUAUAUUAAAAAAAAACUAUUUAUUUUCCAAUGUUAAAAUAAACUUUAAAUGAUUUAUUAAAAAAAUAUAAAAAAAAAUUAAUAUUUUGUGUAAUCACAUAAUUUUCUGAGAAUACAAAAAUCCGUAUUAUUGGUAUAAAACCAAUUGACUGACCAAUCAUUGUAAUAUUUUUACUUUGCUUCCACACAGAAAAAAAUAUUUCUGUGUGUAUAAUGCCCAACGCACAAUAACAUUUGUUUUAUAAACAUGUUUUUGGAACUACCUAUAAGAGUGAACGAGAUGACUAGAUUUAGAUCUCACUCACUCUCACUAAAAUUUCAAAACAUGUUUACCAACAAAAGUUAUUGUGCGUUGGGCAUAACCCACAAACAAGUUCGUAAAAUUUUGUACUUUUCAUAUACAUUGUUCGUAACUUGAUCAUUUGACGAGCAUUUUUUGUAUUUUUACAAACAUUUGUUUGUAAAUGUUCGUAAACAUACAAAAAAUGUUCGUAAAAUUGUGUUCGUAAAUUUUUGUUUGUCUGACAAAAAUUUACGAACAAAUGACAAAAUGUUACGAACAUUCUUUGUAUUUUUUACGAAUCUUUUACGAACUUGUUUGUGGAUUACAUGAUUUACGAGCAUUUCGUAAGUCUCUAAUAGGAAUUCACAAACAUUUACAAACAAUUUUACAAAAUAUUUUUUCCUGAGAAUAUUUAUGGUCUCUACAGAAUAGAGAAAUUUAUGUCCAUAUGGAAGAGUUUUUUCUACACAAGCAUAGGGAAUUUCCUUCAAUUUGGACAUAAAUUUCUCUAGUGUGUAGACUCCAUUGGUUAUAGCUGCCGUCAACCUAUCAUUCUCGUUUUCUUAAGGAAUUGCUAUACGCUCUGAAUCCUAAAUCACAGAUAGGAUGUAUUUUUGAUUUCAAGUGAAAGAUUACAAAAAAAUAGACUCUAAAAAACUUACGAUUUUCUUUUCAAAAGUAACUUAAUAAUAAAUGAUUUAAUGAUCCCAUAUACGGUGAUUUGUGUUUGGGAAUUGCGAUUAAAUUUUCUUUACAGCACUACUUUUGGCUUUGAUAAUAUUUUAGGGCAAAAGAAAAAAGAAACUAUUAGAUAAUAUUCGCUUAAUAAGCAUACAAUAUGACAAUGUUGAGUCAAUAGAACAACCAAUUACAAAGAAUAUUGAAGUAUAGUAAGUGUUGUAAUAAUUGCCUGGGCUUGUAUUAGCUAUCAACUAAUGUGAGGAAGUAUAAUUAUAAUAUUUGCGGCUAUAUUAGUGACAUACAAUAACUACAAAAGUACACAUUUUUUUGACUAAAUAUAUACCACUAAAAAGUAUAUGGAAAAAUAUUCAGAAUAAUUGAAUUGUUACACAAUUAGAGAUUUUGGUAGAAAAUAACUUAUGCAUACCAAAGACAAGAUUUAUUUUUACUGACAUCAUAAUUUAAAUUGCUCAAGGUCUCAAUAACCCUUUCUUUUUAUUCUACGGAGGAUAACUUAAGAUGUCAAAUUGUCCUUCAGCACUUGGGUAUUAUAUUAUGUUGACGCAUAAAUCAAAACUAUAAUAUCGUUAUAUUGUGGCAGUUUUUGCAGUGAAAGUAGGACUUAUUUUCGCCCCUAUAAAUGCAACAAGUGAUUUAUGGUGAGAAAUAUUUUUUCUUUUAGUAUCACUGAUUCUUGUCUUUGUAUGAGACCAUGGCCAAUUAAUUGCCUACGCCAAGAGUCUCCUUUUGGGCUUGAAAAAUACGCAUAUCUCGCCAGAGGUUCAGUAUGUACGUGGGUUGGAAAAUUCCAAAAGGUGAUUGAAUUUUCUUUCAGUGCACGCGCAUUACACCAAACUCCUUUUUACCACUAGAAAAAAAAGGAGGAAUCAACCCGAGUUCAUCGGGGAGUAUAUGUAUGUUGCUAAAGAAAAUGCCUAUAAAUGAAAAUUCCCUCCACACUUUCUGAACCUAAUGGUGGGAAUUCUCUAAAGGUUUUGAGGUGGAAAAGAAAUGAACUUUUUAGGGACAAAAGACGUCAAUACUGCUUAACAAGUUUAUUCCUAUUUAAGAAAAUUUUGGGCGCAAUUAUUUUUAAUUAAACGCCCACAUUACACUAAAUUCCAUUCUUGAAAUACAACACCACCAGGUUUUAAUAUUAAAUAUUUAGGGCUGUCUACGAAUUCGACCUCUGUGGGUACCUUAGGCUAGGCACUAGUUGUGUACCUUCUCCCUUUUUUUGGUUCGAAUUAUAUAUUUUGAUGUAGAAGACACCACCCUGAAAAUAAAUCAUUGGAGCAGUAUUGAAUGUCCUUUGUGGAGUGUCUGAGUAUAUUUCUGAAUAUAUUUAACGUACCUUUAUAAAAGAGAGAGAAAGAGAUAAACUAAACAAACGAAUAUUUCUAUAAAAAAAAUUUUCAUCAGUUUGAUAGAUGCUACCUAAUAUUAUUUUCUUCCAAUAUAGAUGUAGGUAUUAGGGAUAUUUUUUGUAUAUGAGAAAACAACACAUAUUUAUAGAUAUUUGAUACUGAAAGAUUGGUUUUCCUCUUGAGCUUUUCUUUCUUAACCCCUCGUUACAUGGCCUCAACAACAACAAAAAUUAUUACCAUCCUUUGUGGCACACUCAGCGAAAUUUGAGUAAGGUUACAAUUUGAUGGGAGAUUUUGGGAAGAUUUAUUAGAUCAAUUGGAAAUUUAAUUUUUUGAAACACCAAUAUUAUCAAUUAAAUUUUAAAUAUAGGUGUUUUUCUUGUUAUUUUUUGUCGUGUUAUUCUAUUAUGCUUCAUACUAAUUUAUGAAUCUUUAUUCCAAAUCUAUAUUACUGUCCAAAUUAUUUUUUUGGUAAAAGAAAGUUUUGACGUUUUCGCUCAAACAAGAAUUGAACCGAAGGCCUCUGCUUCGAAAAGCCAGAACCUGGCCUAAUCGGAUAUUGAGAUACCUUUAACAGAGAUCAAAAAGCCACGUAACAGAGGUUGAAAUGUUUCACUAAUAAAAAUAAGAUGAUGAAAUUACAAAUGAGAGCCUAUUCCAGUGUCACUUAACCCUUUAAUGACGAUUGGGACACGAGUGUCCCAAAAAUAAAAAUUAAUUUUUCGGGUUAUUUAGAGGACAUAAUACUCUCGUUCAGUAAUAUUUAUUUUAAUGAAACUUCAAUUAAAACGUUCUGCAAUCCUGAAAUACAGUAGACGGCAGUUAAAUUCGAAAAAAGUUUGUUGAUAUUUUUCAAGUUCGAAUAUGACUAUCAAAUGAAGCAAAUAUACUCAAAUUUGUCAUGAUUUGUCUUACCUUUAAUGUGAUUUUGCAUUAUUAAGAGGUUUUCAUGAAAUUUAUAAUAGCAAUGAGCAUAAACUCAAUAUGAGUAUGCAGAUGAACAAAAAAUCGUUGCAUUUCAAACAAUUUUCUGCCCGAAUUUCCGCGAAUUUCUCUCUAAUUCAGUUGACAUUUCGGUCCCAAAUGCUCGAAUUUGGGAAAGUCUACUGUACCACAAAACUACACAAAAGUUGACUUUUUGCAGCAAACGUUUACACACUGUUGUUGAAAUUGUUGAUGAUUGAAGUGUCAAAAAUACCGAAAAUCGAAAUUACAAAACAAUCAGCGCUAAAGCGACUAGUACGAGAAAACUUGCACUUUAGUCUUCCAGUAGAUUUUCGACUAUGUUUGGCUUGGCUUUGGAGUAGUUUCGUCUCUUCUAAAGGUUAUUACUGAACAGAACCAAUAAUUUUCUAUAGUCAAAAAAUAUUUUUGUUUUUGGGACACCGGUGUCUCACUCGUCAUUGAAAGGUAAUAGGCUUUUAUUUGAGUUUUUAACUAAUUUUUGAUAGUUCUGAGUUUUAGAAUCAAAUAUUUUCACACAGUUUACUCCUAUUUUGAAAGAAAAUUUUUUGCCAUGUUCUUUUUUUCUAUUUCAACCAAUUGGAGUAAAAUUAAACAAAUUUUAAUUUACAAAAAAUAUAUUUUUUGUAAAUUUAAUUAAAUUCAAUUUUUAACUACAAUUUUUUGAUUAAAUAUUUAAACAAAUAUUACUACAAAUCAGCUUAUAGAGAUAAUUGAUGUAAGUGUGAUAGAAAUAUCUCUACGAGGUCUACACUUUUCGAUAAAUUUUACAUUAAAUUUUUUAUAAAUUAUUUAUCAAAUAAAUUUAUUCUUUGAUAAAAUUAUUUUAAACAUAAUUUUUAGGUACUAAUAAUUUUUUUUAAACAAAACUUAUUUUUAUGUAUUAAUAUAACGAAAAUGGAAUUUUUACUUGAAUAUCUUUAUCGAAUUUCGACUGUACUAAAAAAGUAGCAAAAGUUUUCGUACUGUACUGAAUUUUAAUAGAAGGAUUUCUUCUCUUACUAUAAAAAAUUUUUGGUUUUAUUUUGGCUUCUCUUUAGAUAAUUUUUUUAUUUGAUAUUAAAACUAAAUUUAGAUCAAAAACUAAUUUAGUACAUGUCUGUGCUAAAUGAUCUGCAAUUGAAAAUAUUUUAUUUAUUUUAUUUAAUUUAUUUAUUUCGAAUACUGCUUUUGAGCUAGAGUUCUUGAAAGAAAAAUUUUGACAGAUAUAGGUGAACAAGGAAUUUAAUUGUUUGUGUGAUAGCGGCUACCGCCGUCUUAACGUUGAUAACCAACCUCCAGAGUAAAACGGUGGAAAUGUUACAACUUUAU